Messenger RNA from Mycotypha africana, 1395 nucleotides. RefSeq lists its product as uncharacterized. Gene Ontology annotation, molecular function: protein binding. The transcript is spliced from 2 exons. Bases 1 to 1395 code for a protein of 464 amino acids. The record is from RefSeq and is a predicted model, not a curated record. NCBI's taxonomy places the organism in Eukaryota, Fungi, Mucoromycota, Mucoromycetes, Mucorales, Mycotyphaceae.
AUGUUCAAACUUAGCGAUGACUGUUUAGAGCUCAUAUUUAUAGCUUGUGAGGGUUGCCCUUUGACCUUAUGCACUCUAACCCAAGUAUGCCGUCAAUGGUAUGCUAUUGCUCAAAGGCAUUCUAUCUGGCGUCGAGUGACAUUCAGUAAUCCAAACAAGCAUGCUGCAUAUACUCGUUUCUUGACAUCUAAAUUUAACAAAGAACGAUUAAAUCAAGUGAAGACCGUUUCGAUUUCGAAGCCAAACGAAAGCCGACAUGCUCACCUACGACCUCUACCGAUUACAUCGAUGCCUCAACUGAGACAUUUGCAUACAUUCAACCUUUGUUUAGCAGAAAUUGAUUGUCUAUCCCGUCAAAUUCUGGAAGUUGGAUCGAAACUUCAGAGCAUAUCGUGCAGUCAUAUUGAGACGUGGUGCGAUACAAGAAGAUUUAGUUUCGAUCUUAUACAGCGGCAUGCUCACCUCAACCAUGUUUUAUUUCAGUUCUUGGAUGACGGUCAUUCAGGCUUUGCGUCUAUUCACAAUAUGCUCACGUCGUACAAUGCCACAAUAAAAUCUUCGCUGCAUUCGAUGGUCAUAACGAGCAUACGGGAUAAUGAAAUGAGUAAUCAAAAGCAAGUGAUUCGUUUUUUAGAAGAAGUGGAAAAGGAUAGAGAUGAUGUAUUCACACAAGCAGAUAUAGAGCGAAUAGAACAAAAGCAGCAAGGCUUGAUCAACAGUUGGUAUGACCUAGAAAGAGGAUUACUGGAUAAAUACAGCUUUUUCGCAAGUUUGGAAAAUAUGUCACACUUGGAGUUUGGCUUCUGUUACGCCUGGACAUCGAAAAUAUGGAAAGAUGUGUUUUGUAAAGUCUUACAUCAAUGUCCUCAACUGUCUUCCUUGAGUCUUCAUGGCUGGGACCAGUUGGGCAAAUUGGAAAAAGUGGGCUGUCAUUGUUCAGCGAUACAACCUAUUCGAAUAGAAGCUGAAUUAGCUAUCACUGAAUGUUUUGAAGCGAUUCCUCAGCUAAAAUCUCUACAACUGGUAGAUUUCAGUAUUGGUUUUGGCUUGUUGAAGGCAGCGCAUCAUUUAUCAAAAUCAAUAGAGCAUUUAGAAAUUGCCUUUUCAGGGUCAUUUACAAGGUACUUUACUGAGCCCGCAGACCUAUGGCACUUACUGGGCCCUGUGAAAGAUUUUACCACCAUUGUGUUCACCGGUACAUCUUUGUUAUCGUCAGCUUGCUCUGCUGAGCAACAGCAGACGAAAGAGGUCGUUUUACGCUUACAUUCAAGUUUGCAAAAUGAAAUGAAAAGGAAUCAGUUCUUCUUUGAUGAACCGUUAAAAGAGACAAUUGAAGAAGCAUUAACAGGAAGAAAUGUCCAAAUUAAGCUAGUUGACUUUUCCAACACUAAUUAA